Abrus precatorius (Indian licorice) is the source of this 2017-nucleotide messenger RNA. Its product is annotated as transcription factor ICE1-like. The transcript has 4 exons. NCBI's taxonomy places the organism in Eukaryota, Viridiplantae, Streptophyta, Magnoliopsida, Fabales, Fabaceae. The record is from RefSeq and is a predicted model, not a curated record. Gene Ontology annotation, molecular function: protein dimerization activity; sequence-specific DNA binding; DNA-binding transcription factor activity. Bases 152 to 1687 code for a protein of 511 amino acids. Gene Ontology annotation, cellular component: nucleus. Gene Ontology annotation, biological process: regulation of DNA-templated transcription.
GCAAGUGUGUUGUAACGUUCCAAGCCUAUGCUUCUCUCAAACAAUCGCAAUCUCUCCAAAAAAAGCCAAUGCCCUUUUCCUUCUGCAACAACAAUAGCACCCUCCUUUCCUUUAACUUCCCUCUCUCUCUUUCUCAACCAAAACCAUCAUCAUGUCUAGAAUAAACCCCAGCGUUGCGUGGAUGGACGAGAGAGAAGACCAAAACUCUGCUUCAGCUUCAUGGGCCAGAACCUCCAGGCCCAGCAACAUCAUAACCACCGACAGAAACACAAACACAAACAUUGGUUUUGUCGAAAACACUAACAGAGACGACUUGGGAUCUAUCUGUGCCUUCAAACCCAUGUUGGAAGUGGACGAGGAAUGGUACAUGACCAACCACAACCACCAUCAAGACAUGACCUUUUCCCCAAACUUCGCUGACCCAGAUAACCUUUUGCUUCACGCUGUUGACUCUUCAUCCUCUUGCUCUCCCUCUUCCUCCGUCUUCAACAACCUCGACCCUUCACCCUCUCAAGUUCAGUACUUUCUCCCUUCCAACCCCAAACCCACCACUCUCUCUUCUCUGCUCAACCCUUUUGACAUGGCCUGUGAAGUGGGGUUUCUUGAUCCUCAAGCUUCGUCCUCUUUGCCACUUCUCAGUAGAGCUUCUUCCCUUCUGGGUAACCAGUUAGCGCUUCCUAGCAUGAACUCAGAAACACAGUUAACAACAACACCUCAAAGCAGCACCGCCUUUGCGGGGUUUCAGAACUUGGAAGAAGGUUCUGCUUCGAAGCCUCUAUUUCUUAACAGGUCAAAGAUUUUGAGGCCCCUUGAAUCGUUACCUCCUUCUGGGGCACAGCCGACGUUGUUUCAGAAGAGAGCAGCACUUAGGAAAAAUAUGGGAUCAGAAGGUGGAAGAGGGAAGUGUGAAGUGGGGGAAGGGAGUGACAAGAAGAGAAAAGAGGAGGUGGAAGAUGUGAGUUUUGAUGGGUCAGGGUUGAACUAUGAUUCUGAUGACUUGACUGAGAGUAAUUAUAAUAAGGUUGAAGAGAUUAGUGGCAAGAAUGGUGGAAACAGCUCCAAUGGAAACAGCACUGUCACGGGUUUGGAUCAGAAAGGGAAGAAGAAGGGAAUGCCUGCUAAGAAUUUGAUGGCUGAACGACGCCGUAGGAAGAAGCUCAAUGAUAGGCUCUACAUGCUGAGGUCCGUUGUUCCUAAGAUUAGCAAAAUGGACAGGGCUUCAAUCCUUGGGGAUGCAAUUGAGUAUCUUAAGGAGCUUCUGCAAAGGAUCAAUGAUCUUCAUAAUGAGUUGGAGUCAACACCUGCUGGUUCUUCUCUUACACCUGCCUCAAGCUUCCAUCCUUUGACACCUACUCCUCCGGCACUUCCGAGCCGAAUCAAAGAAGAACUAUGCCCCAGUUCAUUGCCAAGCCCCAGUGGCCAACCUGCCAGGGUUGAGGUUCGUUUGCGGGAAGGAAGGGCUGUUAACAUACACAUGUUUUGUGCCCGCAAACCUGGUCUGUUGCUCUCAACCAUGAGGGUUUUGGAUAACCUUGGAUUAGACAUUCAGCAGGCUGUUAUCAGCUGUUUCAAUGGAUUUGCUAUGGAUAUUUUUCGAGCCGAGCAAUGCAAAGAAGGUCAGGAUGUCCAUCCGGAGCAAAUCAAAGCAGUACUCUUGGAUUCGGCAGGCUUCAAUGGCAUGAUCUAACGAGAUUUUACAAAAAAAAAAUAAUAAUAAAACUGGUGGAUGCCGUUUCACAGUCCGUGUGUCAACUGUAAUCAGUUUUUACUUUGCAAUGUCCGCAAUUCAGGCGUACAAUAUUGGAUCUGGUAACUUCUGUUCAAGUUGAAUCAGAAGAAAUUUUCACAUGAAUUUUACCUCUGCAACAGCAGUUACUGGUUGGCACAUAUCACAUGUUCGUGUCGAACCAAAAGUUGAUGAUAUUCGAGUUCAAUUAGUCCAAGGAAAUAUUUGAAGACGCGUUUUGAUGUGAAACAUUGUAUUAUUUGUAUGACCAACCUAUUGUCCUCUUUACUC